UAAUUUAAUUUGGUAUUUGUUAAUGGUGUCGUAUGAGCAAAUAUGAAUGAUAUUUUGAGCUAUUACAAUCAAUCUCAAGAUGAUGAUGGAAUAAAAAUAACCAGUUAUUACAUUAAAAAUUAAAAAUAUCCUAAAACUCUGCUUAAUAAAAUGUGUAAUGCCUCCUCUCAGAUAAAAUUGCCAAUACUCAUCGCAUCCCCUCCCAUCUCAUCACAAACAGCAGAGCCCAGCCCCUCAUACAACCCUCCACCCAUAGUUUAGUUUUUUAUAUAUAUAAAUAUAGCCUGCCUAUCAUUCUUUCUACAUAACCUAUGUUUUUUCUCUGAUUCAGAGGUGGACGGAUAUGAUGGAAAAAAGCUGCCAUUUCUUUGCCUCCACCACCGCCGCCGCCGCCGCCUCCGCCUCCACUAAUACCAUCACCAAUACUAAUAGCAGCAGCUCCGCCGCCAUCUCCUCCUCGUUCACCACCACCACCACCACCACCACUAGCUCUCCCAUCCAAAGCUCCCUCAAAUCAGUCAACAAGGCCUCUUAUAAAAUCUCUAAACCAAUCCCAAAAAGCUCCCACCCUAACCCAAACCCAAACUCCUUGCGCCCCUCCCCGCCGCCCUCCGCUAUAAACAGCGGCGGCACGCCGCCUCAGCAGCCGCAGUCCGCGGUAUACAACAUCGACAAGAACGACUUCCGCGACGUCGUCCAGAAACUCACUGGAUCCCCUGCCCACCAACACCCCCGACCGGCGGCGGCGGCGGCGGCGGCGCGGCCUCCCCCUCCCGCCGCCACAUCCCGCCUCCACCGCAUCCGCCCGCCGCCCCUCGCCGACCUGCCCCCACGCUCACCUCCCCUGGCUCCCGCGCCCCCCGCUGCCGCCGACGUCUGGAUGCGGCCGUCUCUCUCACCGCUCCCGCCCUUCCCCGCCGUCAGCGCUGCCUCGGAGUCGCCGAUCUCCGCCUAUAUGCGCCGCCUCCACGGCGGCGGGGGAGGGCAGCCGCCGCUGGCGCCGUCUCCGUCGGCGGCGGCGGUGCUGCUCCCUCCACCGACUUCGCCGCUGGUGUUCGGGUGCCUACCGUCGCCCGGAACGGCUUUCCAGAUGAUGAUCUCGUCGGGUAUGGUGUUCCCGACCUCGCCUGGAGUGCCCUUGCCGAGCCCGAGGUGGGGGGAUCCGUGAUGGGGAGGGCUCCGAUGCCUUCUUUUACUGGAUUAGCAGGCUCUCCGGUUUAGAGAUCUGAAGCUGGCGAAAAGGAAAAAAAAUUGGUGUCUUUGUAAAUGGAUGAUAAGAUUGUAAAACCCUUUCAAAAAUGUUGGUUCUUUGUGUUUGAGAAAUGAUAGCUUUCGUUAGGCAUUGUUACUUUA
Messenger RNA from Phoenix dactylifera (date palm), 1353 nucleotides. Its product is annotated as VQ motif-containing protein 9-like. The record is from RefSeq and is a predicted model, not a curated record. NCBI's taxonomy places the organism in Eukaryota, Viridiplantae, Streptophyta, Magnoliopsida, Arecales, Arecaceae.